Molecule: messenger RNA, 2308 nt
Organism: Neofelis nebulosa (Clouded leopard)
Lineage: Eukaryota; Metazoa; Chordata; Mammalia; Carnivora; Felidae
Gene: ZNF668
Product: zinc finger protein 668
Exons: 4
Coding region: 238-2100 (620 amino acids)
Biological process (GO): regulation of transcription by RNA polymerase II
Molecular function (GO): DNA-binding transcription factor activity; RNA polymerase II cis-regulatory region sequence-specific DNA binding
Source: RefSeq, a predicted model, not a curated record
GGGAAAGCUCCCUCCCACUUCCGCUUUCCGGCCCCGCCUCUCCCUCCCCCUCCUCUCCCCCCCCCCCGCUGGGUCCUAGCGCCUGCCCCUCCCUGGCAGUGUCCGGGCUCCGUCGGUCAGAGCAGCUGCCGCAGACGCCACGGAGCCAGCCCAAGUUCGCUGAGUUCUGGAGGCUGGGAAGUCCAAGAUCAAGAUGCUGGCCAAUUCAGUUCCUGAGAAGCUCCGCCCUCUGAGGCCAUGGAGGUGGAGUCUACGGAGGCCCGGUCAUCCUCCGCCCUCGGCUACAAGCGAUCCGGCCGUCGCUACAAGUGCCUGUCCUGUACUAAGACAUUUCCAAAUGCGCCCAGGGCAGCGCGUCACGCUGCCACCCAUGGUCCUGUAGACUACACAGAGGAGGUGGCGGAAACGAAGCUGAAGCCGGAGACAGAACCCAAAGCAGAGGAUGCCAGCGGGGACAAGGUGUCAAGUGCAUCGGCAAAGCCUCGGCCUUAUGCAUGCCCGCUGUGCCCCAAGGCCUAUAAAACGGCACCUGAGUUGCGCAGUCACGGUCGCAGCCACACUGGUGAAAAGCCCUUCCCUUGCCCCGAGUGUGGCCGCCGCUUUAUGCAGCCAGUGUGCCUGCGUGUGCACCUGGCCUCACAUGCUGGCGAGCUGCCCUUCCGCUGUGCUCACUGCCCCAAGGCCUAUGGCGCGCUCUCCAAGCUCAAGAUUCACCAGCGUGGUCACACGGGCGAGAGGCCGUAUGCUUGCUCCGAUUGCGGCAAGAGCUUCGCCGACCCUUCCGUGUUCCGCAAGCACCGGCGCACCCACGCGGGCCUGCGGCCCUACGGCUGCGAGCGCUGCGGCAAGGCCUACGCUGAGCUCAAGGACCUACGCAACCAUGAGCGGUCCCACACCGGUGAGCGCCCCUUCCUCUGCUCGGAGUGUGGGAAGAGCUUCUCCCGCUCGUCCUCGCUCACGUGCCACCAGCGGAUCCAUGCGGCACAGAAGCCCUAUCGCUGCCCAGCCUGUGGCAAGGGCUUCACGCAGCUCAGCUCCUACCAGAGCCAUGAGCGCACUCACUCGGGCGAGAAGCCCUUCCUGUGCCCACGUUGUGGCCGCAUGUUCUCCGACCCCUCAAGCUUCCGGCGCCACCAGCGGGCGCACGAGGGGGUAAAGCCUUAUCGCUGCGAGAAGUGCGGCAAAGACUUUCGGCAGCCCGCAGACCUGGCCAUGCACAGGCGGGUGCACACAGGCGACCGGCCGUUCAAGUGCCUGCAGUGUGACAAGACGUUCGUGGCGUCUUGGGACCUCAAGCGCCAUGCGUUGGUCCACUCAGGCCAACGGCCCUUUCGCUGUGAGGAGUGUGGGCGAGCCUUCGCGGAGAGAGCCAGCCUUACUAAGCACAGCCGGGUGCACUCAGGUGAGCGCCCCUUCCACUGUAACGCCUGUGGAAAAUCCUUCGUGGUAUCGUCCAGCCUGAGGAAGCAUGAGCGGACCCAUCGGAGUAGUGAGGCCGCAGGGGCUCCCCCUCAACAGGAGCUGGUAGUAGGGCUGGCACUGCCUGUCAGUGUGUCAGGCGAGGGCUCAACGGCCCCGGCAGCAGGUGCAGGGCUAGGGGACCCUCCAGCAGGGCUGCUAGGGCUGCCCCCCGAAUCAGGUGGUGUGAUGGCCACCCAGUGGCAAGUGGUAGGCAUGACGGUGGAACAUGUGGAGUGCCAAGAUGCUGGGGUUGGGGAGGCUCCUGGUCCCUUGGCAGGGGCGGGCGAGGUGGGAGGUGAGGAAGUUGACGAGAAGCCACCGCAGUUUGUGUGCCGGGAGUGUAAGGAGACGUUCUCCACGCUGACGCUGCUGCGACGGCAUGAGCGCUCACACCCAGAGCUCCGGCCCUUUCCCUGCACCCAGUGUGGCAAGAGCUUCUCUGACCGGGCUGGGCUGCGCAAACACAGCCGCACCCACAGCUCUGUGCGCCCCUACUCCUGCCCCCACUGCCCCAAGGCCUUCUUGAGUGCCAGCGACCUGCGCAAGCAUGAGCGUACCCACCCCGUUCCCAUCGGGACCCCCACGCCCCUCGAGCCCCUUGUGGCUUUGCUAGGAAUGCCUGAAGAGGGACCAGCGUGAAGCCCAUGCCCCUCCACCUCACUCCCAGGAGCCCAGGCCUCACGGGGUGCGUCCUGCCCCGGCUCACUCUUUAGACUCCAGAUCCCUGCCCCACCCCCGGGCAGCUAGCUCUCCUUGCCAACAAAGAGCUGGGGACGAUGGAGGUGGGCAGCAGCUAUUGAGAGAUGUGUCUCUCUCUGAGUAACACUCAUUAAAGCAUUCACUUUGA